Seminavis robusta is the source of this 1566-nucleotide messenger RNA. Lineage: Eukaryota; Bacillariophyta; Bacillariophyceae; Naviculales; Naviculaceae. The record is from the annotation of a GenBank genome assembly.
AUGUGCUGCGACGAAGAUCGAUUAUCUCGAAGCCGGACCAUGAGGAACCGCCAGCGUCCUGCAUCGAUGCAAACACCUGGUAGGUCCAAGUCACUGUUGGUCGACUAUUCCAAACAACGAGUGCCCAUGGUAGAGGAGGAACUCAAGGCGUUGGACGAUAUCCUAAUAGGUACCAGCAGCCAUCACUCCAAGGGAACCUUUGGAGGAGACGACAAUGAUGACGAGGAUGACUUUUUCCAUGACAGCUUUGCCAAGGAGAAUAAUGACAGCUUUAACAUGACUGAUACCCCCUCGCUCACCAUGAUGAUUGCGGGAGGGAGAAGAGGCAGUAUGGUCAAGGCCAUUCAAGAAGACCAAGAAGUCUCCAACAGUUCCUUGGGGAUGCCUGAUUUGGCACCCAUGGAAGAAAAGGGAUCUGACCAACCAGCAAAGCAAGGAGAAGAGGAAAUUUCCCACAAUUCCUUCUCUGCCAACGAUACUACUUCAAACGACUGUCCCGCCACUCCACGAAGGAACACACGCAACAACCGAAGAAAUCUCAUGGCAAGUACUCGCAUGCAUCAGAGCUUAUCCAGUCUGAAUUAUAGUGCGUCGCCCAAUGCCCUCUCUUUCUCGUUGCGUCGAAGAACAUCCGUUCGACGAGGACCCCCAACCGAAGGCGAAGGAGGAUCGUCCACGUUGGACCGAUUCCACAGCUCGCUGGCACACAUUGACUUUCAAACGGACGACUUGCUUGACUCUCCCUCGGUGCACACGACUAGGACCACGAGGACAACUAGCACGGGCACUACCCACAGCAGCAAAGUAGGAGAGGCAUCGCCCCAGCAGAAGAAUCCCUCCCGCGAUCGACGGUCCAUGUUGGUACGACAUUCCAGUGUAUCCGCCUUGGAAUCGGGAGAUCGCCAGUUCAAGGUCGAUAUUGCCAGUCCCAUCGCUACCCGGGGUGCGUCUCGAAAGUCAAUGCUGCAGAGGUCGGCAACAGUGGAGCCCCGGGGCAGUCAUCACUUGCCGGGAUCGAUUCAGAUUAGUAAACCUCGACGUUCGGCGUCCAGUCGCACCUUGGGAUCUAGUCGACACAGUACGACUAGUAACCAUGGUUCCAGCAGCCACAAUACCAAUCACAAAAGCAUCAAUGGGUCAAGUCAUCACAGCCGAAGAAGCACCAAUACUACCAGGAGCAACAACAGCAGCACCAUUGGUGGCAGCAGCCAUCACAGUCGUCAAAGUCGUGGGGUGCGAUCCAACCGGACCAUGCCCAAAAUGAUGAAAACCGCCAUGGAAGACUAUGUCGACGACGACGAAGAACGCAGCAUGAGUGCCUCUACGCAAUCCUACUUUGGUACGAGCAGCCGGAGACGUCAAAGUGCUACUGGCGCUCCGCCAUCACGAAGGGAUGUGAUGGUUCGCCAAUUGUCGUCCAGACGGCAUUUGGGUACCAAUGUCAAGUCACAACGAUCCUUGUUGGGCGACAGCAACAAACAAAGGAAUACCAUGGACGACUCGUCCUUCUUUGUCACGGGAUCGAGGAUUCGAAGGGGUUCUUCUUGUCGUCAGUUGUUGUGUUAA